AAAAGAAGUGCAGGCACAGGAUCAUAUUAGACCGGUUGGAAAUAAUUUAAUCUCACAAUGGCCCAAGGAGUCUAUUUGGGAUUUUUUGAUGUAACGCGGGUCUUCCUCCUGCUGUGUUCUGUCACAAGCUUGCUGCUGAUAGAUCACCACAGAGAUGCAGAGGAUGACCGGGAGCUCAACAAAGCCAUUUUGGAAAUGCUACAUAUCAAUAAAGUGUCUGCGAGCCAUCAGGCCCAGCCACAUCCCUACAUGAGGAGGAUCUAUCAGCGUCUGGACUCACUGGAGGCUCAAGACUUUGGGAGUUCAGAUGGCACACUAGUGCAGAGUUUUCGGAGUGUUUUUGGACCACAACACGCUCCUCCAGGGUGGAUCUGGUUCAAUGUCAGCAGCCUGAACCCCUCUAUGCUGGGUGCAGAGCUGGUUCUGUUCAGGAAAAUCCUCCACCCCCGUCCCAUCAGUGUGACUAUCACCCUGCACAGCGUCACAGCUGCACAGGGCGCUCUGAAGGAAAGUCCCGCUCUCGAGGAUAGGCUGCUGAUCCUGGAUCAGCGACCCUCAUCUGGAUUCGAUGUGUUUGAUGUGUCAGCUGUUCUGGCUGUGAAGCCUGUGGAGAUGGUGGGCUUUCAGCUGAGAUAUACAGACGAGAGUGGGAGUCUGGUCCUUCAUGAAGCCCUGACACAGAGUCUUUACUGUCUGAACAGAGGCUCUCUGAGUGAACCCUUACUGGUGCUUUACCAAGCACACCCCGUCCACAUCUAACUGACCACAUCUUUUUUAUUUUUUUAUUAAAAUGAAUAAUUCUCUGUUAAUCCACCUCUGAUAUGGUGGAUAUUAUGCUAAAUGUUUCAGCUCAAAAUUAGCUAGGCAAGGUUAAAGCGUUGUAACUUUGACACAGACAAAAACUUAACUAAAUUAAAUCCACAGAAAACUUCUUUAUAACCUUUUUAAUGUUUUUACUUUAGGUGUUUAGGAACUGAUAACGGACAUUUGUCAUUACAUUGCAUUUCCUUCAGGUAAUGUAGCCUUCACAGUUCAGCAUCACUAUCAGUGAUGCACUAUUACAUUAUAUUGUAUUAACUCUACCAGAACUGCACUUUUGUUACCAUCUUUUAUUUUGAAGGUUUCCACUGGAAGUGUUAGUGCUGUUGUGUCUGACUUGAUAGGGGUGGAGAUGUGGGUAGUCAUGUCACUUGAUGAUCAUGGGAGCACACUGCCCUUAACACAACAUUUCACUGAUGUAACAACAGUGUUGCUAUCAGCUACUGUUAUUGAUAAUAUCUGUCAAUCGAUAUCAGCGUCUUAAUUAGAAACAACACCAGUAACAUCAGCAGCUGUAUAAUUAAUAAGACAAGUCAAAUCUAGAGACCAAUGUAGCCUGAUGAUAGAUCCCCCUGUCAAAGCAUUAUUACACUUCCUGUGAAAACUUUCAGAGUAAAUGUUGGCGAACAAAAUAACGCAAUUUGAAAUGAUCAAACAAAGAAACAAGCAGACAUUGCGAGUGUUCAUUUCCCUGUAAGAGCCACAUAUUAAAUAAAACUGGACAUUCUUCAAUGGCUAUAUGUAAGUAUAAAUGGUCAGUUCAACCACAUUACAAAAAAACAAAACACAUUUUCUCAUUGACUUCCAGCCAUGCAGAUCAUUUUGGUUUAAUUUGUCUGAGUUUUAAGAUAUCUGUCUCUCUGAGAUGUCUGUAUAACGUGUGUAUUCAUGAUAUAGGCUACACUUAUUUAUCAAACAAUAUGAAUAGUUGUACCCUGUUAUGUAUUUUAAUUAAGCAGCCCUGCACUAAACAUGACCUUUGUGGAUGCUUUGUUCACCUCCAUGUACAUGUGGGCGAACAAAGUGGUAAAACUUUCCUCAACUACAGGGCUUUAUCGAAAUCUAGUUUAAAAUCCUUUAUUAUAUUGUGUAUGUAUAUUGUUCUUACAUUGUGCCUAAAUUAAUUUGGUGUUUUAUCAGAUUACUGUUUGGUUUACAGUAUAAUAGGUCAAUACUUAAAACAUCUUAUCUUAUCUUACUACCCCACCAGAGCACUGCGCUCCCAGAAUG
Micropterus salmoides (largemouth bass) is the source of this 2049-nucleotide messenger RNA. RefSeq lists its product as uncharacterized. Bases 58 to 759 code for a protein of 233 amino acids. NCBI's taxonomy places the organism in Eukaryota, Metazoa, Chordata, Actinopteri, Centrarchiformes, Centrarchidae. The transcript has 2 exons. The record is from RefSeq and is a predicted model, not a curated record.